AUGAGGCGGGGAGGCCCCGAGGAGGAGGCCUGCGGCGUGUGGCUGGACGCGGCGGCGCUGAAGAGGCGGAAAGUGCAGACACAGCUAAUCAAAGUGCUACCACUCUUUCCAGGAGAGAGAAAGCCUAAGAGUUCUGUUACUCAGCGAAGUAUUCCACCUGCAGGCAUUCGGCAGACCAGCAUUGCUUCCUUCUUCACCUUGAAGCCAGGAAAUACCAGUGGUGGUGACCAGACAAGUGUCUCCUCUCGUAGACAAAGUCAGACUGACAAAGAGUCUAAGAAAGAUGCAGCCCAGGUAGGGCAUUUUCUCCAGGGCUUGCAGGAUGACUGUAUGGCAUCCCCUUUAGGUACUUCUACCCCUGCAGACAUCCAGGACACUGGACUUGCUCCUCAGUCCCUCCAGGAUACUUGUGACCACCAUAGAGUGGAAACCUCAGUUUUUACUGUGCUGUCUUUGCCUGACACCCCUGUCUGUACUAGAGCAAGUAGAGCUUCACUGGCUAUUUCCUUCUCCCAGGACUUGGAAAGUUCUUGUUUGCUGGACCAAAAAGAACCUUCUAAGGAUAAGGAAUGGCUUCACAGAUAUAAGAAAAAUAAUGAUUGGGAUGUCAAGAGAGAUGUGAAACUGCCUAGGGGCAAAUGCCAUAACCCCUUGGACAAGAUUAAAUUGGGAAGGAAGGUAUCUGCCAAACAAAACAGGCAAGCCUCUCUCCUUCACACUUACAAGGAUUCCUGGAGUGGAGAAAACGCAGUGUCACCGAAGCAAAGCCCUUGUCCUGUUCCUGUGUUUUCCUGGGAUAGUGAAAGGAGAGACAAGGACUCGUGGAGUCAGCUGUUCACUGAAGAUUCUCAAGGCCAACGGGUCAUUGCCCAUAACUCUAGAGCUCCUUUCCAAGAUGUAACCAACUGGAAUCAGAGUUUAGGGCAGUCUCAUACCAGCCUUCAAGCUAAGUGCCAGGAUGGGUCCACUCAGUUAAAUCUGCAGCCUAAUAUGCUCUUUACCCAGGAUUCUGAAGUUCACGCUCUAGCUGGUUGGCAAGACUGUUGCAGAAGAUUCUGA
Molecule: messenger RNA, 1059 nt
Organism: Orycteropus afer afer
Lineage: Eukaryota; Metazoa; Chordata; Mammalia; Tubulidentata; Orycteropodidae
Gene: AUNIP
Product: aurora kinase A and ninein interacting protein
Exons: 4
Coding region: 1-1059 (352 amino acids)
Biological process (GO): spindle organization
Cellular component (GO): centrosome; spindle pole
Source: RefSeq, a predicted model, not a curated record